This is a messenger RNA of Geodia barretti, 1203 nucleotides long. Lineage: Eukaryota; Metazoa; Porifera; Demospongiae; Tetractinellida; Geodiidae. The record is from the annotation of a GenBank genome assembly.
AUGACCGGCGCAACCGAAACCGCCGACGUCGUCAUCAUCGGGGGAGGCGUCAUGGGCUGCAGCGUCGCCUGCAACCUCGCGCUCACCGCCGCCGACCAUGGCCUGCGCCGCAUCGUGCUCCUCGAGCGGGAAACCCUGGGCAGCGGCUCCACCGGGCGCAGCAGCGGCGCGGUUCGGAUGCACUACUCCACCGCCGUCAACGCCGAACUGGCGUGGCGGAGCCUGCACAUCUUCCGCAACUUCGCGGACAUGGUCGGCGGCGAGUGCGGCUACACCCGCACCGGCUACCUGGUGUUCGCGGGAGCGGACGAUCUGCCGUCCUUCCGGGCCAACAUCGCGACACAGCAAUCGGUGGGCGUGACGACCGACAUCAUCAGCGCCGCCGAUACCGCGGAACUGGCUCCCGGGUUUGAGGUUGCUGACGCGGCGGCCAUUGCCUACGAACCCUAUUCCGGCCACGCCGACGCAUCGGGCACCGCCUAUGCCUACGCGACCCGCGCGCGGGCGGAGGGCGUAACCAUCCGGCUGCAAACACCGGCGGCAGCCAUCGAAACCAGCGAAGACGGCAGCCGGGUCGUCGCGGUUAGGACCGCCACGGGAGAGCGCAUCGAGACCGGUAUCGCCGUAGUCGUGACUGGCCCGUGGACAGCGCGUUUCCUCGCCCCCCAUGGAAUCGAGGUGCCCCUGGUCGCAACGCGCCAUGAAGUCCUGCACUUCCGCCGGCAGCUGGACGUGCUUCCUUACCAUCCCGGAGGCGCCGACAUCGGCAAUCGGAUUUACUUCCGGCCCGAAGGUCAGGACCUCACGUUGGUUGGCAACGGCAACCACUCGGAUGUCGUCGACGAUCCAGAGGUAUUCGCCCAACGCGCCAGCCCAUCGUUUAUCGAGGACGUGUGGCAGCGCUUGGCCCGACGGAUCCCUGCCAUCGCUGACGCGGAACUGGCUGCCGGUUACGCGGGGCUGUACACCAACACGCCCGACUCUCAUCCCAUCAUAGAUCGUAUCGACGGUGUUGACGGGCUCUACCUGUGUACCGGUUUCAGCGGCCACGGGUUCAAGCUGUCUCCGAUGGUGGGAGUGCUGAUGGCGGAGCUGGUUGGCAGUGGCGUGGCAACAACCAUGGACAUCUCCCCAUUGAAGCUGUCCAGAUUUGAGGACGGCAACCUGAAUAGCGCCGGCUACGGCUUUGACGUCCUGGUUUAG